Molecule: messenger RNA, 6702 nt
Organism: Oenanthe melanoleuca
Lineage: Eukaryota; Metazoa; Chordata; Aves; Passeriformes; Muscicapidae
Gene: TLCD4
Product: TLC domain containing 4
Exons: 8
Coding region: 318-1106 (262 amino acids)
Biological process (GO): lipid homeostasis
Cellular component (GO): endoplasmic reticulum; membrane
Source: RefSeq, a predicted model, not a curated record
GCGAGCGGAGCGCGGCGGCAGGUGGCGGCGGCGGCGGCGGCUCGGCCCCUUUAAGGCUCCGGCUGCCGUAACCCGAUCCCCGCCGGAGCAUCCCGCGCCCGGGAAGGGCUGUCCCGUCGCCGACGCGGCGGGGAAGGCAUGGAGGAGGAGGAGGCGGCGCCGCAGCCCCCGUAGCCCCGCUCCCAGUUUUAAGCGGAUCAGGAGAGCACAGUACUUCACGCGAUGUCCUGGUAUCAGUAGCAGCUUUACGGUGUAAUCUUGUUUGGAAAUUGAUCCAACUCAUCUCGAAAUCCAGCCUCAAAGGAAGCUGAAGAACAAUGGCUUCCUUCAGCAGCCUGACUAUUGGCAUUGCUGUUGCCAGUUUUACUGUAUUUCAGCUCCUGUUCCACUUUUUAAGUUCCUGGGCGUCAACACGAAUAACACCUGGUUUUAAGAAUCUCAGCCAAAAAAGGAAGAUCGAAUGGAAUUCAAGGACAGUGUCCACAUUCCAUGCCCUGGUGGUUGGAGGGUUUUGCCUGUAUAUUUUAUUGUACGAUGAUGCUGUUAAUGCUGACCCUCUCUGGGGUGACCCUUCAAUUGUGAAGUUGAAUAUUGCUAUUACCACAGGCUACCUCAUUUCUGAUCUGUUGCUUAUUAUUUUCUACUGGAAGGCAAUUGGUGACAAAUUUUUUGUAAUACAUCACUUGGCAGCUCUGUAUGCUUACUAUUUUGUACUGAGUGAAGGUCUGCUGGCCUAUUUUGGAAACUUCCGUCUCCUUGCAGAGUUCUCCACUCCUUUUGUCAAUCAGCGGUGGUUUUUUGAAGUACUGGGAUAUCCCAAAUCUUCAAAGGCCAACAUCAUCAAUGGUAUGCUGAUGACAGUUGUGUUCUUCGUGGUGAGGAUUGCCGUCAUGCCUGUAUAUUACAGCCAUGUCAUUUCUUCAUUUGGAACUGAAGGUUUCAGGAGAUUAGGAUUUGCAGCCCAGAGCGCCUGGAUUAUCUCAAGUGUUGUCUUGGAUAUUAUGAAUGUGAUGUGGAUGGUCAAAAUUGCAAAAGGAUGCUGCAAGGUCAUUGGUCUUAUUGGACGGGAGGAAGCGAAAACUCACAGAAAUGGAAAAUCCGCCUAGAAAUCAUACAUAAAAUGAGAUUUCUGCUAUGAAAAUAAUUUGGGUUCACUGAAACAGUGCACAUUUCUGCCAUGGAAUGCUCCUGUCAUGGAAACAAGGUAUUACCUCUGUACUGACCUUACUCUUUCCCUAGCCACACUGCCUGCACGCCCAGGGCCACGCUCGGAUCCUGCCCAGUGAGGAACAAGAGCAAAGCUCUCACAGAUGAGUUCCACAUGCCUGUUCCAAGCAGCUGCAAGCACCAGAAAUUAGAAAGGAGCAGACUGGUUACUUGCUUAUUGUCCACCAGUGUGUUCAAAGUGGUUCUCUCAGGUUUCUCCGAUUAAAAUGUUUUAUAAAUACAGUGAUUACUGACAUAUCUGUUUUUUUAGAAAAUGAAAAAUUCCCCAAACUCCUGAUAUGGUGCAAUUUUCCAGGCACGUUUCUAUGUUUUCUUCUAGGAAAAACAAUCAAGAUUUCAUUCUUGACAACUUUUUAAUUUUUGCAAGAAAAGCUAAAAAUUUGGCUUUGAUUCUAUGAAGUCUUUUACUGCUUUUUGUUCUGCCUUAUAUGAAUGCAAACCAUUUUGGGAAAUUUAUGAAAUAGUUUUAUCUAAAAUGCUGUAUUAUAAGACCACAUGAUAUUUUAAAAGCUGUUAAAAUUCUCACUUUGAUGGGAAGAAUUCCCAUUUGCUGUGCUAGGUUAAUGCAAUAGUACAUCUAAAUUCCCCAUGGAACUUUUUUUGUAAGUUAAUAUGGUAGAUGAUGUGUGGAAAUGGCAUAGUUCUUACUGAAGUGCUUUUUCCUUUGCUGCUACUACCUUUCAGAAGUGCUGCAAUUCUUCUCAGACUAUUUUUAACCAUUGGCUAUUUGGAUUCAAAGUUUAAUUGCAAAGAUAUAAAAAUCUUCUGUAUAUGUGAUGUGUAAGUAAUACUUUUUUCUUUUACCACAAAAAUGACCUAUUUGAUAGGAAGCAUUGAGGGUUUUUGUCACAUUCUCCUUGUUAAUCAAGUCAGAAAUCUGAGGUGUGACUAAGAACACUCUUUAAUUAACUGUGCCAAACUCCUCUAAAGCUCUAUGGUAAUUCUGUAGAAGGGAGAGUUGACCUCUGCAGACACAAAUUUUAUUUUUGUUUUAAACCACACAUUUGUCAAUAGAUCCUCAGUUACUCUGUCUGUGAGCUUGAAGGCUUGGAGGUCGUCAGGGAAGAAUCUCACCGUCUAGGAAUAGUCCUAAAUAUCAUUUGUGAUGGAAUUUGAGGAAAUUCUGAGUUAUCUUUUAUUUAAAAUUAUUUUGAGAGCUAUAUUUAUGUGUAGUUUUGUUUUGUUUUGCUUCUUUUAACUAGAAUUGUGACUGAUUAACUUCUGUUUUAUUGCCUUGGUGUAGGUGUGCUAAAAGCGAUCAUUUUCACUGACACUUCAGCACACAUCUAAUUAUUGUAGCAAUCUGUUAAAGCAGUUUAUUUUUAAACAGAAAGCAUAUUUACCCUGUUUUGGGUGACUAGUCCUGUUCCCUCUGACAAAGCUGGGUGACACGAGCUCUGUUCUCCACAGUCAGAGUGUGAGUGCCCCGUGCUGGCCUCCCUGGUGAGGGACUUGCCAUUCCCCUCUCCCAGAAACUGCAGGAGAGACCCAAGAGGGCUGCAUGGGCUGGAAUCUUUAACCAAGGCAGCUGCAGGGAGUUUAGUUCCCCACUGAAAAUGCUGUUCUAAAAUCGAGUAAAUUCAAACAUUUUGGAGAAGUAUGCUUCCAAAUAGAAGUCUGCUUUUCUUUUUAGGGAAGUAAGAAGAAAAAGUUGAGAAGACCAUUUGGAGCAACUCUUAGGGUUGAUAAUUCAUGAAAAGUUUCUGAAAUUUAUAAUUUCUUGCAUUGAUUUUAAUAUUUCAGUAUUUUAAAUAUUUUGUUCUCAGUGGAGGCCAUUCAUUAAAAUGAUCUACUUCUUCCACUUCUAGAUAGACUUGUGUUUGAUAGGGGGGAAAAAAAAAGUAAGUCAAGCUAUAAUAAAAUUGAUGUUAAAACUAGAUUUAGAAACAAAAAAACAAUCCAAAAUUCUGCAUACUACACUUUGGCUAACUACCCAGGAUUGGAGGGCGGUAGGAUAAUUCUUUUAGAACAGCUAGUAUUUUGGAUUGCUGCACAAAAUGAAAAAUCUAUUUUGUAAUGCAUUAGCUUUAAAUUUUAUGAUUAAAAAAAAGUUAUUACAGUUACUACAGUCCUGAUUCAUCAGAAGAAAGUUUUCUUAUGAAAAAAACUAUUAACAGUUGUGGUUUCAACAAAGACUUUAGUAAAUGGGCAGCAAAGUUGUGAUGUACUGAAUACAGUAGUACAUAGGGCACUUUUUAGCUGCCAUUAAAAGCUUAUAAUACAGCAAAUUAGAUAGCUGUGGCACCCAUUUUUUAAUUGCACUUUAUUAAUUUUUAAAAUAUGGUGAAAUAUUGAUAAAAUUUAAUGUUGUAAGCUUGUGUCGUUGCUUUUUUAUGCAAAAAGUAAAUGCAUGAUAAUUAGCAUCAUAACAAAUGCUUUUGAAUGUAAUAUCUUAUUAGUGGCUUAAAACUUCUAUUUUUAAGAGAUGCAUUGUAAAAGCAGACUCUUGGCAUGUCACCAGGUGUCUUUUCUGUGGGCAUAUCAAAUGGAAGGAGUGACUCUUGUGAAAAAUAGCUUGUUUUUCUUUUCUUUUCCAUUCUUCAAUACCAGGUGACAUAAAAUUAACUUGCUGAUCAUGGGAGAGACUAUUUGUACUGGUUAGGCUGUGUGUAGGAAUACAAGUUUCCCUUUUUAUGGCUUUAAUUUUUCAUCAAAAGAUAAGUAAAUACCACUUUCAGAACUCUACAGGAGAAUGGUAGGUCAGGUCUUCUGUAACUGAUUUGUGGAAUCAGUGCUUGCAGAGAGAGGAAGUAUACUUCAAAUACUUAUUUUCUCAGAGAAUGUUUCAGUGGAUUUCAGUGGAGAGUCUCACACAACAAGGAUGCUGUGUGGGUUAUCUGUGUAAAUUCUUCAGUGGUAAGAAUUACAUCUCUGAAGCCUACUCUACCUCUGUAAGUACAUGCUAUCUUGAGUGAGCUCCAUAAUUUAAUAACUUAAUUUUAUUAAAAAUAUAAUUAAUUAUAUUCAUUAAUAAUGAAAUAUAUGCAUAGGAAAAUGAGGGGAGCUGACUUGAUAUAUAAAUUCUUAACAAUUCCAAAUUUUGUACUAAAGUUUUAAGAGUUAAAUUAGUUGCAGUGUUUGGAGGAUAAUAACUUCCAUCUUUACUUUAAAAUAUUGUGAGAGAAGAUUACUCAUAUUGCAGAACUAACAACCUAAGGGUAAAAGCUUACACAAGUGAGCAAAUGCAUUCAAGUAGGUUUAAAGAGGAGAGGAGGAGGAGACUUUGAGUACACACAGAGAUCCAGAUGUCUUCCUACUGCUGUGGUUGGGACAACAGCAGACUGAUACGUAGCAGAAAGGUUUAGGUGUUUGUGUCUCUGUUCUUCAUGGAAAAUGAAAUUUUAUUCUUUAAAUUUUUCAAGCUGCAUAAAAUGGAAUACCAAUUGUUGAUUACUGUAUGAAGAGGAUUUUUUUUCAUGGCCUUGAGUGUGUUUAAGCAUAUUUAUGUACAAGCUUUCUGUAAAAGACAUUUAAUAGAAAAGUUUGAAAAUUUGUUUUGUGAUGCUUCUGCUGAGCCAUUCAGAGGAAAAUAAAGGGCUGCUUGACAAUUACUUCAACUUAGGGUCUGGUGUAGUGUUGGAUGCUGCUGAAAGCCAUGAAUAAAACAAAUAGAAAGGGACAGGAAUUUUCAGAUGAAAAUUGCAAGUGUAGAAGACUUUGAAAAGUAUUGCAAGCCCCUUUCAUAUAUUAAGUCUACUGUACAGCAGCAUUAUCUGGCUACAAGGAACUCCACGAGGGAAUGUUCGUUCCUGGUCAGAUUUCUCUGUCUAUGGAAUACAGGCAGAAAAAGCACAGUACUUCAUUGCUGGUACCCUGAUUGACAUUAGUCAGAUGGAAAUAGUGAUAAUAUUUAUGAACUUUUAACAGUCAUCCACACCUGGAUAAAAUGUGUUAGACAGGAUUUUCUGAAAGCAACUUGAAAGUUGUUUUUAUGGCAGAGAAGAUGAAAUAUGUGCUGCCUGGGUUGUUUAGAGAUCUGGGAUAAAGCAUCAAAUCAUACUUUUGGAUGGUAACACUUGGUAAGGUUUCUUAUCCAUUAAAAAUUUCUACUAGCUACCUCCUUUGAAAGUCUUGUUCUAUUUAUAAUAACCAAGCACUUUAUAGCUCAGUAAAGAAUGGAAGGUAGCUAUGAAGAAUAAAUUGUAUUGUUUGGUACAAGAAAUAUUUUGGCAAAAUUUCUUCUGAGAACAGUUUUGUUGUGUGAUGUCUUGCACUGAGGGGGCAUCUGUUUAAUACAAAAUCUAUACAUUUUUUAAACUGGUUGUAAGUAAAAGAAGUGUCUUUAAGAGAGUGAAGUAUGAAGAGAUCAGCAUGGCUUCGUAUCAACCACAUAAUGAUUGUGUGCUAUUUAGAACUUCCUACUUACUGAAAUUGAAAGUAUAAAAGCAAAUAAAAUAUUCUGUAUUGUAUCUUUAUUUUUAAUCUUUGUGGGUUGUCAAACAUUGUACUUGUCUUGUGGACAGGACAUGCUUUUAUGAGCCUAUGAAUAUUUAAGUAUAUGAGAAGCUGCACCCAAAUGGAACAUGUUGCAUGUAAAUUGUCUUCUAUGUUUUUAAAUUCUGGUAUUUUUAAAAUUUUGCUAGGUUUGAAAGCAACAUUUAAAUAUGAAUACUAAGCUGUAAUACAGAAUACAAAAUUUUGAAUGCAAUGUGGUUUUGUUUAUAGUAAUCCUAUUCCAGUUUCACGAGAAAAAUCCAUCAAAUCAUAGGGGGAAGGGAGGAAAAGGGCUAAUCAUGAGCUUGCCAUAUAAUUUGCACACUUAAUAUGCACACAUCCAAAUAUCCCGGAUUUGUUUCUAGCAUGCAUUUACCAAACAGUGUUUUCUUCAGUAUUGACACAUACCUAUUUAUGUAGAAUAAGCACAGCUAACCUGUUAUAAAAUCAAAUUAGAAAACCUGUUUGGAACAAAUGAGUUACAAGUUAGGCAUAAGUAAUGGAGCCUGUAAUUUGAAAUGUUUAUAGUUUCUUCUGUCUAAGAAGAAACUUGAUGAGUUUAUCUUAUGUGCAGAGCAAGGACAAAAAUGGUAGAUUCUGCUAGACUGAUUUCUGGUAAAUCUUGACAAUCUGGUUUGCAGUAAAAAUUCAAAUACUGUCACAAAAUGUCAGGAUUACAUUAUUAAAUUCAACUAGUAAUGUGACCUGAUUGGAGUAGCAAUCCUUAUGAUGGCACAAGAACUUAAAAAUGCAAUAUAACAAUUCUGAAGAUUGGUGAUAAAAGUAAUCCAUCAUAGUAAGGUGAAUUAAGUAUUAUGGGUUUAAAUUUACUUUUUAUUAUAAGAAAGAAUCUGAAUUAUUUGUUAGCAUUUCAGUGAUAUUGUAAAGCAUUUCUGUAUUUUGUUUGAACAGUUUAGGAGCUUGCAUAAAAUUAUAUUGGCUGAUUUUUUUUCCCUUUGAUAUAUGCAAUAAUGUCAAUAAGCAAUAAAUUGCAUGUUGUAUGCAAGGUAUUGGUGCAUCAUAAUAAAGGAAAGGAACACA